AGAGAGAAAGAGGGAGAGAACGAAAAAGAGACAGGGUGGUUAAGGAUACAGUGAGGUACACAGAAAAGUAAAACCUCCUUUGUUCGGACAGUGGAAGUAAACGUAGCGUAGACCACGUGACUAAAACCAGGAAGUAAAUUGAGUGUCAACAAUAAAGAGAGAUGGCUUCUUCAGACUGGCACCUGUCUUUGAAGCUGUCGGAUCAGCCCAAAUCCAUCUUCCACUUCCCAGAGAUGAUGCCAGGGGAUGUUCCACCUGGAGGAUACAGAGUCGCCACCUUAAAACAGCUUGUAGCAGCUCAGCUCCCUGACUCCAUCCCAGACCCUGAACUAAUAGAGUUGGUCCACUGUGGGCGGAAACUUAAAGAUGAUUUAACACUGGAUGCCUGUGGGAUUCAACCAGGAUCCACUGUGCACAUCCUCAAAAAGACUUGGCCAGAGCCAGAGAGCAGUCCAGAGACUGUAAAUAGAGCAACUGCAGCCAGGGAGUUCAGGGUGUUUCAUGCUGCUCUUCACUCUCUCAACUCUACCUACAGAGACUCAGUAUAUAAAAUGCUAACAAAUAAAGAGUCCCUGGAUCAGAUCAUAGUGGCUACACCAGGGCUCAGGUCUGACCCAGUCGCCCUAGGCGUGCUCCAAGACAAAGAUCUCUUUGUGCAGUUCACGGACCCCAGCAUGCUGGAUGUAUUGAUCAGUUCGCACCCAGCCCUCGUCAAUGCCAUCAUCCUGGUCCUGCACUCUGUGGCGGGCAGCAUGCCUGCUCAGUCCAGUGCCAGCUCCUCUCGCAAUGUCUCUGCCAGUUCCUACAGUGAUAUGCCAGGAGGCUUCAUGUUUGAGGGCAUGUCUGAUGAUGAGGAAGAUUUCCAGUCCGGGAGCCCAGCAGGACCCUCCAACAGAGCUGGGGCCUCAGCAGGGAUACGACCAGUGUCUCUGAGCCACAGCGGAGCGACGGGCCCGCGACCGAUAACACAGAGCGAACUGGCGACGGCUUUGGCUCUCGCUAGCACUCCUGACAGCAGUGCGGUCACUCCCACAACGGCAAGCCAGUCGGACCCCUCCAGCGGUGUGGCCCCCAUGCCAGCAGGCACCCCAGUCAGUAAUGAUCUCUUCAGCCAGGCUCUACAGCAAGCUCUGCAAGCCACCAACAUGUCUGCUCUACAGGGCCGCUGGCAGUCCCAGAUGCAGCAGCUCAGGGACAUGGGGAUCCAGGAUGAGGAGCUGAUGCUGAGGGCGCUGCAGGCCACAGAUGGUGACAUCCAGGCUGCCCUCGAGCUCAUAUUUGCUGGAGGCCCAGGACUCUGAGCCCGUACCGAACGGACAGAGGCUUUUAUAGAGGAGAGAUCAGGAGACAAGCUUGUGACGCUGCUGCCCAGAAAUGAUAAAUUAUGGCUUUAGACGUACAGUAUGUAGAGUUUUUUCUAUUAUCAUUAUUACCCAAUUUACCUUAAAAUAUACACAUUACUAUUUCAGCAGAGCAAAGUCAUGACAAGUUUUUCCUAUUGAUGUGACUUGACUUGUAAUAAAUUGAAUUAUGCUUACCUCAUCAA
Messenger RNA from Lates calcarifer (barramundi perch), 1546 nucleotides. It is a transcript of the gene ubl7b, whose product is annotated as ubiquitin-like 7b (bone marrow stromal cell-derived). Lineage: Eukaryota; Metazoa; Chordata; Actinopteri; Centropomidae. The transcript has 11 exons. The coding region runs from base 162 to 1301 and encodes 379 amino acids. Gene Ontology annotation, cellular component: cytosol. The record is from RefSeq and is a predicted model, not a curated record. Gene Ontology annotation, biological process: ubiquitin-dependent protein catabolic process. Gene Ontology annotation, molecular function: polyubiquitin modification-dependent protein binding.